Herpailurus yagouaroundi (jaguarundi) is the source of this 918-nucleotide messenger RNA. Its product is annotated as basic proline-rich protein-like. NCBI's taxonomy places the organism in Eukaryota, Metazoa, Chordata, Mammalia, Carnivora, Felidae. The transcript is spliced from 3 exons. Bases 1 to 918 code for a protein of 305 amino acids. The record is from RefSeq and is a predicted model, not a curated record.
AUGGCUGCUUCUGCAGCGGGGCUUCGAUUACGAGGGGGCCGUGACAGGUCCCUCUCCCUGUGCCUCCAAGAAUCGGACAUGGGCAACGCCGGGGCCCCUGCAGAAGCGGGGGGAUCAGACCCGGCCGACCCGCCGGCCCGGCCGGGCGCACCGACCCCACCGACUCCGCUGACCCGCCGGGCGCACCGACUCCGCGGACCCCGCUGGGCGCACCCACCGCACCGACUGCGCGGACCCGCCGACCCCACCGACCCCGCCGACUCCGCCGCGCGCCUCCUCUCCGGUGCGACGCCGCGACCGUCCGGGGAAAACGCGCGCUCAGCUCCCUUCGGGACCGGGAACCGAUCUUCUCCCCCCGCACCCCCACCCCGGCCUCUCGCGCCCACUCACGCGACCCUCCGCUCGCCUUCGUCACCCCCGCCCGCCCGCUCCCGGCGCCCGCCCGCUCCCGGGGCCCCCGGGGCCCCCUCGCCUACUUCCCGCGGGGGCCCCCCUCCCCCCCCCCCCCCCCGCCCGGCCUCAGUCCGCGGCGGCGUCUCCAGGCCUCGGCCUGACAAACCCUCUGGUUUUCAGAAUCAGCUGCGGCUUUUAAACAGUGUGGGUCCCCGACCCCCCGACCCCACAGGACCCGGGAUCCCCACAAACCCAGUGACUGUCGCACCGCAUUAUGGGCGAGGCGGGAAGGGCGCGCGCCCUUGGCUCGGGUUCCCGAAGCAGGUGCGGCCGCCCGGGACGCCCCCCGCUCCCCUCCGGCUCCCUCCCUCCGUCUCGCCCUCCGAGGGUCUCGGAGUCGCGUCCCCUACACGAACCCGAACCCGGGCGGGACCCGCGACGGCGCGAACCCGGGACCCGACCCGCGACGGUGGCCGGACGGCCGGUGACCCCCCUGCGGUCCGCGGGCAGCGCCGGGAGCGGUGA